Misgurnus anguillicaudatus (oriental weatherfish) is the source of this 1849-nucleotide messenger RNA. The record is from RefSeq and is a predicted model, not a curated record. Lineage: Eukaryota; Metazoa; Chordata; Actinopteri; Cypriniformes; Cobitidae.
AUGAUACAGGGUCCACACUGGUUCAUUAUAGCAUGCUGUAGUCUAUCAUGUUAUCUUAAAUGAACACUCAGUGGUCAUAGAAAGUUAGAAACCACAGAAAGAGAUAAAUAUUUUUAAAGAACAGCUGUAUUUCAUUAAAAGAGAACCACUAGCAUAAUCACGAAAUGGCUGUUAAGAGUCAUAUAUGUCUGCUGAGACUCAUCAUUCUCUGCUCACUUCUCACAGGUAUGAGUGAAGCAGAAGUGACUGUGUUCAGUAGUUUUGGUGAAAAUGUCUCUCUGCCCUGUUUUACUGCUCUUUCUGACUGCACCUCAACUACAUGGACUUACACCAAACAUAGUCCAUCAGCUGCAGUAGAACUGUUUGCUGGAGGAAUAAAAAAUAAAAACAUAGAGAGAGAUGAGAGACUGAGUCUGGGGUCUGACUGCUCUCUGAACAUCUAUAAAACAACAAAAGAUGAUCAUGGACUAUACAACUGCCAACAAUAUGUGAAUGAACAAAAACUUGGAACUGAUGCGCAUGUUUUUCUACAUGUUCUUCAUGUCUCUCCAUCAUCCACACAGACUGAGAUGAGAUCAGGCAGCUCUGUGACUCUCACCUGUCAGUUGUUUACUUUUGACAACAAUUGUGAUAGUUUGGUCCGUUAUGAGGAUCUUCAGCUGUUCUGGUUGAAUCAGGCUGAUGUUAAUCUGCUGACAGACUCGAGAUAUCAGAUAUCAGCAUCAGGACUCUGUAUCAUCACUCUGACAACAAUACUCCUGAAUGAAGACAACAACAGAGAGUGGAGAUGUUUGGUUAAAAAGAGGUAUGAGAUUAAGACCUCAGCCUGCUAUACUGUCAAGUUUAGAGGUAUGAGUGAAGCAGAAGUGACUGUGUUCAGUAGUUUAGGUGCAAAUGUCACUCUGGCCUGUAUUAAUGCUCUUUCUGACUGCACCUCAACUACAUGGACCUACACCAAACAUAGAUCAUCAGUUACAGUAGAACUGAUUGCUGGAGGAAUAAAGAAUAAAAACAUAGAGAGAGCUGAGAGACUGAGUCUGGGGUCUGACUGCUCUCUGAACAUUUAUAAAACAACAAAAGAUGAUCAUGGACAAUACAACUGCCUACAAUAUGUGAAUGAACAAAAACUUGGAACUGAUGCACAGGCUUUUCUACAUGUUCUUCAAGUCUCUUCAUCAUCCGCACAGACUGAGAUAAGAUCAGGUAGCUCUGUGACUCUCACCUGUCAGUUUCUUACCUUUGAUAACACUUGUGAUAGUUUGGUCCGUUAUGAGAAUCUUCAGCUGUUGUGGGUGAAUCAGGCUGAUGCUAAUCUACAGACAGACUCCAGAUAUCAGAUAUUAUCAUCAGGACAAUGUAACAUCACUCUGACUACAACACUCCUGAAUGAAGACAACAACACAGAGUUAAGAUGUUUGGUUAAAAUGAAGAAUGAGAUAAAGACCUCAGCCAGCUACACUGUCAAGUUAGGGGAUUCAGCAGUUACCAACACAAACUUUGAGAGAUCAACUACAAAUGAAUCAGAAACUGAAAGAAGUUAGACAUGUGUGUGUCAUCAUUGAGAUAUAAAGUACAUUUAUUCUGAAAUAUAACUGCCAUCACUGAAGCUCUCAGUGAACUGAAGAAGUUUGUCAUGUUGCUUCAUUGACGAAGACACAGGAAUCAAUUAAGAAUAAUUCAAUUCUCUUUACAAAUAACAAGCAAGAUUAAAGUGUGAUUUAUUAAAAAGCAAUGGUUUAUAAAAUCUCAUAACUUGAUGUUAAUAUACUUUGACUAAAAUCUUUGUAAAGAUUUUGGAGGAAAAAUGCAAAAACAACACAUGAAUGCAUUAAAAUGAAAGGAUAAAUAA